Cyphellophora europaea CBS 101466 is the source of this 963-nucleotide messenger RNA. RefSeq lists its product as uncharacterized. Gene Ontology annotation, biological process: Golgi organization; endoplasmic reticulum to Golgi vesicle-mediated transport; endoplasmic reticulum organization. The record is from RefSeq and is a predicted model, not a curated record. Lineage: Eukaryota; Fungi; Ascomycota; Eurotiomycetes; Chaetothyriales; Cyphellophoraceae. Gene Ontology annotation, molecular function: D-mannose binding. The transcript is spliced from 3 exons. Gene Ontology annotation, cellular component: COPII-coated ER to Golgi transport vesicle; Golgi membrane; endoplasmic reticulum membrane. Bases 1 to 963 code for a protein of 320 amino acids.
AUGCGGUGGCUGACGAGCCUGUGCGUGCUGGCAGCCAGCUGGACUGCGGGUGUGCUGGCUGCCGAUGCAGAUUCAGAGAUGAAGAGUGUACCACCACAGCUACGAACGCACUCCCUCUCGGCUCCCUAUCUUGACUCCGAUAUGGCCUCGCGCUGGUGGGACUUUGGCGGAGACACACUCAUUCGUGCCGACAAGUAUGUGCGGCUGGCGGCUGAUCAACCCGCGCAGUCUGGCUGGCUCUUCUCACGCAUACCGCUCACCGCGAACAACUGGGAGAUUGAGAUGGAGUUUUCAAUAUCGGGCAAGGGCAGCCUACACGGCGAUGGCUUUGCGUUGUGGGUUACAAAAGAGCGGGCGCAACCGGGCAAUGUGUUCGGACACGUGGAUAGAUUUGAGGGGUUGGGUGUGUUCUUCGAUACGUACAAGAACAAUCGGCCAGGCGUGGUCUUUCCGUACGUGAUGGCGAUGAUGGGGGACGGAAAUACUAUGUACGAUCGUGCGAACGAUGGGAAGGCGAAUGAGUUGGGCGGAUGCUCGGCUCGAGGACUACGUGGAUCGACUGUGCCAUCGAAAGCAAGACUAACGUACAUUAAAGAUGAAAGCCUGUCCUUGGAGCUGCAGUAUAAGACGGAGGGCACAUGGACCAAGUGCUUUGAUAUCAAGGCCACCGACGCCGUGCCGUUGAAGCUCCCCAACCAGGCCUACUUGGGCUUCUCUGCCCAUACUGGAGAUCUGUCGGACAAUUUUGACAUUGUCGAUGUUCAAACGAAGAACCUGUACACCCCCCGGGCAGCGACCAGUCGGCAGGGAUACGGCAAAACUGCUAGCUCGUACACCCGGCAGAAGGAGGGAGGCGGCUGGAUGUGGUUCUUCUUCAAAUUGAUCCUUUUCGCGGGCUUGUGCGUGGGAGCUUACGUGGGCUACAACGCGUACAGGACACGGAACAGAUACUCUCGAUUCUGA